GUGGAUGCUGCUCCUCGCAGGAGCUCCGCCCUCAGAGUGGCCAGCUGUUACUGGAUUGGACGCGCGGGUUAGGGUGUGCACAGGGUGUCCAAUCGUUCUGGCGCCCGAAGCGCAGUCAGGUGUGCAGGCGCAGAGGGCACCCAGGGCAGGUAUGGCGAGCUGGUGGCGCGCGUUUCCACGGGCCGCUCGGCGCUAUCCGUGGCCCACUAACGUGCUGCUCUACGCCGGGCUCUUCUCGGCGGGUGAUGCACUGCAGCAGCGACUGCGGGGCGGCCCAGCUGACUGGCGCCAGACGCGGCGCGUGGCCACUCUGGCCGUGACCUUCCACGGAAACUUCAACUACGUGUGGCUGCGCCUGCUGGAGCGCACGCUGCCAGGCCGCGCGCCGCGCACAAUCCUGGCCAAGGUGCUAUGCGAUCAGACUGUCGGAGGGCCGAUAGCCCUCUCUGCCUUCUACGUCGGUAUGAGCAUUCUCCAGGGAAAGGAUGACAUAUUUUUGGACUUGAAGCAGAAAUUUUGGAAUACGUAUAAGAGCGGUCUGAUGUACUGGCCUUUUGUGCAGCUGACCAACUUCAGCCUUGUCCCUGUGCACUGGAGGACAGCAUAUACAGGACUCUGUGGUUUCCUCUGGGCUACCUUUCUAUGCUUUUCACAGCAGAGUGGUGAUGGUACAGUGGAGUCCAUAUUCAUCUUCCUUCGAAGGAAGGAGGCAGGUGACAAGUCCCCAGAGAAGUGAGGAGUCUGGACUCCCUUCCUGGGUCUCAACUCUGUUUCUCCAUCGGUCUCAAUCACCUGCAGCAGGCCUGCUUCACUGAUCAGUUAUGGGUUCUAUCAGAAAGGCAUUCCAUAGGCCCACUUGAUUUAAAAUUAUCAAUGAUUAUUUUAACUUUUAUCCAAACCUUUCCCAGUCAUUCCAGUAUGAAAGUCUUAUUCUCUGGUAUUUUCAUGUCUUUAAUGCUUUGGUUAAAAACUACAACAAUGGCAUUUGACAUUUUAGAAUUAUUAACAUUUCUAUUCUAAUACUAUAUGGCUGGUUGAAUUUAAAAAAAAACAAACCUCCAAUUUUGAUUGUAUUUCUAGCCUAAACUCUCAGGCUAUUUCCUACAUACUGUGGAAUCUGAUUGCCUUUUGUUCUUACAGUAAAUUUCUAUGCAUAUAAAAUUCAGUCAAGAAGGUUGAAUAUUUAGUCACUCCCCAGAUAAUUUAUGAUAAUGUAUUAUUAUGCCAACACUAAAAUUUUAUAAGGACAUGUUUUUAAUGUUAAAAAAAGGAAUAGUGUUGGAUAUAUUCUGUAUAGAAUAUUUUAUUGAUGCUGUCUACUUUUUUAAAGAAGGAGCUCUCUUUGUGUAGCUCAGGCUGCCCUGGGACUCACUAGAUACCCCAGCAAGGCCUCAGCUCUCCAAGUGCUGAGAUUACAUACAUGUCUUACUCUUCUGCUUUUAUAUUAUACCAUCCGAGUAAGGUUUUUAAAAAUUGAUGUCUUCUAGCUUUGAGAAGAUAUGCCCCAAUUCCUAAAUAUAUGAAAUAAAAUGUUUGGUUUCUGAAUGAAUUACAGCAAAUGAAAAUUCUAGAAAAUUAACUUCUUUCCUCUCUAAGGAAGAACUCUAAUCCAUACUAGACCAAUCUACACAGUUUGUAGCAACCCUUCUGCCUCUACAUUCCAAAUACUUGGAUUGCAGACAUGAGCCACCAUGCCUGGCUCUGUGUGUGUGUGUGUGUGUGUGUGUACUAGGGGUGGAGCCAGGGCCUUGCACAAACAAGUGCUCUGCUGCGAGCCGCGUCCUAGAGCCCUCAUGGUAGUCUCUUAUAAAUCAGUGCUUCAGAACUCUUUAUCUUCAUACUUUAAGAUGGACACAAACAUCAGCCAGUCUUUCACAUUUAUUCAGUUUGUCUAAUCUCAGCCAGCCACCUUCAGGUUUCAGAGCUACGCAGAUAACCAGGCCUGGAGGUGUGUGCCUCUCUACUAAUAACCACACAUGGAGGUGUGUGCCUCUCUACUAAUAACCACACAUGGAGGUGUGUGCCUGUCUACUCAAAAAGCUAUGGAGGAGGAUCAUUGCAGCCCAGGAGUUCAAGACUGGACUGGAAAAAAAAAAGCAAGUCUCUGUCUCAAGACCACAAAAAUAAAAAAUUUAAAACUAUAAAUGUCUUAAGAGAUUUCAGCCAUCUCACCUGAAAAAUGUCCCCAUGGUUCUGUUGCUUCUACUGGCAUACAUGACAAAUUUCGAGAUGUGAAACACUGAAUUUUGAGUUUCUCUUGUGAAUGUAUAAAGUCAAUUUUAUAAUUCAUACUUAAAUUUCUAAGCAAUUAAUUUAUAUGGUUUGUAAUAUGUUUGUAUAAAUUAUAAUCAUGUACCUUCUAAGGGUCUAAAUUAUGGAAUGUAAUAGAAAUUGUUGGGAUGGUGUGAAGGUAUAACUAACUGUAUUUUCACUUGUUAAUUGCUGUACCCUAAGCCAUUUGCUGGCAGGAUUUGGGUAUUGUAAUUUUUAUGGCCCAUUGCUAGUUUACUAUGUGUAAAUGUUUGACCUUCCUACCUGCCCAAAAAGAUGAUUCUCUAGCAGCCCUCAACGCCAAAGGGCAACGCUAAAAGACAGGUUGUUGUCCUGAUGCUCAUUGGUUCAGACUGGAAUGUGGCUUUUGUAUAAUAAAGAGCUGAAGCCGGGGCAGAAGUAACUUCUGUGUCGGCAGACACAUAGAUGCAGGCGGCAUGGACACAUGCAGGGGGAUUUAGAAGGAGACAAAAGUGAAGAAGGGAGGCAGAAGGGACAUGGAUAGUGCAGGAGGCAUGAAGUGAGAGCCACGUGGAAAGAUGGUGUGGUGGCUUGAAUUUGCUUGACCCAUGGGAAGUGGCACUAUUGAGAGGUGUGGCUUGUUAAAGGAAGUGUGUCACUUUGGGGGUGGCCUUUGAGGUCCUAUGCUCAAGCUCAGCACUAUAGGGAGAGACCCUCCUCCUGGUUGUCUAUGGGAGAGAUUUCCCUUCUGUCUGCCUUUAGAUCAAGAUGUAGAACUCUCAGCUCCCUCUCCAGCACGAUGUCUGCCUGUUAGCUGCCAUGUUUCCCACCUUACUGAACUGAACCUAUGCACUUGAUGGACUGAAUCUAUGAAACUGUAAGCCAGCCAUGAUUAAAUGU
Molecule: messenger RNA, 3132 nt
Organism: Apodemus sylvaticus (European woodmouse)
Lineage: Eukaryota; Metazoa; Chordata; Mammalia; Rodentia; Muridae
Gene: Mpv17l
Product: MPV17 mitochondrial inner membrane protein like
Exons: 4
Coding region: 5-736 (243 amino acids)
Cellular component (GO): membrane; cytoplasm
Source: RefSeq, a predicted model, not a curated record